This is a messenger RNA of Clonostachys solani, 285 nucleotides long. Lineage: Eukaryota; Fungi; Ascomycota; Sordariomycetes; Hypocreales; Bionectriaceae. The record is from the annotation of a GenBank genome assembly.
AUGCCGAGCUACCUAUCUGGCAGCCCUAAAAUGGCCAGUUCCAAAACGAAGGCCUGGAACCUGGGAUGCAGAAGCGGUAAUUUCGAAAACAAGAUGAACUGGUACUCGGUCAGCUCUGCAUUGACUAUGCUAUCGGAUAGCGACGUGGAGGGAGGGUCGGAAGAGUUCCACGACUCCACAACAGUUCGUUUUUGCAAGGAGCAAGGGUCCGGCUGUCUGUUAGAAACACCGCGAGGAUGGACGCCACGGCUUUCGUGGGCGAAUAAGGAAGGCUGGAGUAGAUAG